Uloborus diversus is the source of this 3232-nucleotide messenger RNA. RefSeq names its product glucose dehydrogenase [FAD, quinone]-like. The transcript has 16 exons. The record is from RefSeq and is a predicted model, not a curated record. Gene Ontology annotation, molecular function: oxidoreductase activity, acting on CH-OH group of donors; flavin adenine dinucleotide binding. Lineage: Eukaryota; Metazoa; Arthropoda; Arachnida; Araneae; Uloboridae. The coding region runs from base 1 to 3045 and encodes 1014 amino acids.
AUGCCGAACACUGGUAUUGCUCAUUUGCAAAGUUUCGUCGAAGGGGACAACUUUGUGGAAUACCUCAUGAGAGCGGAUUUUUUCUUCGAGGCCAACAAAAUCACUUCCGAUGAUGAAAAGCGUGCCCUUUUGUUGACUGCAAUUGGAAAGAAGACCUUCUCAUUGCUUCGCAACUUACUUCAGCCGAAAGAAAUUAAAGAUGUAAAAUAUGCCGACAUUGUGAAAGUUUUAACGGAUUACUAUUCCCCGGCUUCUUCAACCAUUAUGGAAAGGUUUCGCUUCUACAAUCUCAAACAAGGUAAUGAAGAUAUUUCAACGUUCAUUGUAAAAAUAAAGGAACUCGCCAGCAAGUGCAACUUCGGUGCAUUUCUAAACGACGCACUUCGAGAUAAAUUGGUUUGUGGAUUACAGUCCGAACAAAUUCAAAACAAAUUACUCAGUGAAAAAGACGUUGAUUUUGCUAAAGCUUCUGAACUGGCUCUUGCUAUGGAAACAGCAUCUAGAGAGACCAAGUCACUAAAAGAAGAAAAUCAAAGCGUCCUCAAAAUUCAUGAGUAUAAGAAAGUAAAACCAAAAGAUUCGACACGGAAGAAUUUUGGAAAGCCAACAUAUCCUCAUCAAAUUACAAAAGUAAUAAAAUCGUGCAAGCACUGUGCUAAAUUUCACAGAGGAGAGUACAGUAUUCAAGUUUUAGGGCAUAAGAAAGAUUUCACUGGUGUCCAUCCUUUAGAUGAAAAGUGCAAUGAUAUAUAUCAAGCUUCGGUGCCUACAAAUUGUACUGAACUGAAAAGAACAAAAAUGAAUUAUCCGCCUCAACGGAUGUCAACAACUGUCAACAACUCUACUCUGCUACCUCUGUUGCCCAUUUCGCUCGCAAGACAAAAGCAUUCCCCGAAAGUGGCAACAACAAUCAGAACCGAAUAUGACUACGUUUUUGUUGGAGCAGGAUCUGCAAGAUCUGUCGUUGCCAAUCGGUUAUCAGAAGUAUCUUGCCAAACGAUAUACCCAAGAGGAAAAACUUUAGGAGACUCGAGCGUUUUAAAUGCCAUGAUUUAUAUUCGUGGCAAUCGGCACCUCUAUGACGACUUGGCUGCACAUGAAGCAACCGGUUGGAGUUAUAAAGACGUCUUGCACUAUUUUAAGAAAAUGGAAAACAAUCGAAAUGCAGAUGUAGCAUCAAGUGGUACAAAAAUGAAUUAUUCGCCGCAACGGGUGUACUCCACACCUGUCAGCAACUCCACUCUGCUACCUCUGUUGCUCCUUUCGCUCGCAAGACAAAAGCAUUCCCCAAAAGUGGCAACAAAAAUCAGAACCGAAUAUGACUAUGUCAUUGUUGGAGGUGGAGCAGCUGGAUCCGUCGUUGCCAAUCGGCUAUCAGAAGUAUCCUGUGUAAAUGUCCUUUUGCUUGAGGCGGGUCCGUCACCUCCCAUACUCUCUGAAGUACCAGCAUUCACACAAGACACUUCAUUCACGAAAUAUGAUUGGAAUUACGUCACAACUCCUCAGAAAAACACUGGACGAGGGCUCAUUGGAAGGCAAUUGAUAUACCCAAGAGGAAAAACUUUGGGAGGCACUACCAUUUCGAGUGGAAUGAUUUACAGUCGUGGUAAUCCGCACAACUAUGACGACUGGGCAGCAGAAGGAGCCAAAGGUUGGAGCUAUAAAGACGUAUUGCCCUACUUUAAGAAGUUUGAAGACAAUCGGAAUGCAGAUGUGGUAUCAAAUGGAUACCAUGCUGUUGGAGGCCCAGUCACAGUCCAGCGACCGCGGUAUCGAGGAGAAAUUAAAAUUCCCCUCAUUAAAUCGGCAAUAGAAAUGGGAUAUGAUUUCACAGAUCCAAAUGGCAAAAUGCAAACAGGCUUCAAUGAUCAUCAGGCGUUCAUACGGGAUGGUCAGAGGUGCAGCACUGCAAAAGCGUAUCUUGUUCCAGCUGAAAAUAGAACAAAUUUAGACAUCCUUACAAGAGCUAUGGUUCGAAAGGUUUUAAUUAAAAACAAGCAAGCAGUAGGUGUGAUAUUUGACCACAGUGGCGAUACUUAUGAAGUAAGAGCUAAGAGAGAAGUCAUUCUUUCAGCGGGUACCAUCAAUACCCCUCAGAUACUCAUGCUGUCUGGAAUUGGUCCCAAAAAAGAACUGGAAAAAUUUAAGAUCAAAGUGGAAGCCAACCUUCCAGUUGGAUUGAACUUACAAGAUCAUGUCGGUCCAUCUCAAGAUUUUGUGUUGCCCUCUUCUAUUCAAAACUUUGAGCGAAAGUUAAGAGAUCCUAAAUAUAUUUAUCAAUAUAUUUAUAACAGAACAGGACCCUUGGCAUCUAGCGAUGGAAUUAUCCUGACAGCAUCUUUGAAUCCUGAUACUGAUUCAGAGGAAGAUUUUCCCGACCAUGAGUUGUUAUUUGCUGAACGAACGUCAGAUAGCGUUCGAAAAUAUUUUGGUUUGAAACCAGAGGUGUAUCGACAAGUGUACGGACCAUAUGAGAACAAACCUUUACUGGCAUGCUAUGCUUUCUUGCUGCAGCCUAAAAGUCGAGGACGUGUGACCCUAAAUUCAGAAAAUCCAUACGACCCUCCUCUCAUUGACCCGAACUACUUUGAUGAUCCUCGUGAUUUGGACAGCGUUGUCGAAGCUUUGAAAUCUUGCAAUCGUAUUGGAAACGGAAAAUAUCUGAGAAAAAUUGGCUUGAAACCCAUCAGCACCGUAUUUCCUGGAUGUGAAAAAUAUGCUUCUGAUGAUGACUUGUACUUCCGGUGUCAAGCAAGAACAUCGGUGAUAACACUUUACCAUCCUGUUGGAACGGCUAAAAUGGGUAACCCUGGUGAUCGUUCGACUGUUGUAGAUCCAUUCUUAAGAGUGAAACACAUUAAAGGACUACGUGUGGUUGAUGCAUCUAUUAUGCCAAUAAUCCCAUCAGGAAGUGUUCAAGCUCCUACAAUUAUGAUUGGUGAAAAAGCCUCUGACAUCAUCAAGAGUACGAUUAAAUGCGAGGAAUAUGAGGAUAAGGAACCUCAGUAUGAUGACUACUAUGCUGCAAACGAAGAAGAAAAAUGAAAAAUGAAAGCAGUACAAAUGUUACCAAAAUGUAACACUGGAUGCAUUGCGUAAUUACCGACGAAGAAAACACGGAUAUUCUGAUUACUAUUAUGAUGGCUCAAAAAAUCCGGAACGUGAUUUUGUUUUUACUUACACGAUAUAUAAUUUUCUCUAUAAUAAUUUUUGUCUAGUCGCCCUCUUUCAA